Magallana angulata is the source of this 871-nucleotide messenger RNA. Its product is annotated as eukaryotic translation initiation factor 3 subunit K-like. The transcript is spliced from 9 exons. Bases 101 to 751 code for a protein of 216 amino acids. The record is from RefSeq and is a predicted model, not a curated record. NCBI's taxonomy places the organism in Eukaryota, Metazoa, Mollusca, Bivalvia, Ostreida, Ostreidae. Gene Ontology annotation, biological process: regulation of translational initiation. Gene Ontology annotation, cellular component: cytoplasm; eukaryotic translation initiation factor 3 complex. Gene Ontology annotation, molecular function: ribosome binding; translation initiation factor activity.
CUUUUAAACGCUUGAUGCAAAAGAGAAAUUCUCUACAAAUAAUAAGCGUACAUUUGAUAGAGAUCUCGCACAUGUCACCGGCUCUACAAAAAAUAGAAAGAUGGCAGAAGCAAUGAGAGCUAAUGUUGCUGCUUUAUUGAAAGGAAUAGACAGGUACAACCCAGAAAACCUAGGAACAUUGGAGAAGUAUAUACACAUGCAAGCACAAGAAGGAACCUAUGACUUGGAGGCCAAUCUUGCAGUGCUUAAAUUAUACCAGUUCAAUCCCAUGCACUACCAGACUACAGUUGCAUGCCAGAUUCUACUCAAGGCCCUCACAAAUAUGCCACAUACUGACUUUACAUUGUGCAAAUGUUUAAUUGAUGCAGUCAGACAUGACGAAGAACCCACAGCACAGGUCAUGAAUCUAGCUCAUCUGUUGGAAACCUGCCAGUUUAGAGAAUUCUGGGGAGCCCUGAGAACCAACCCUGACCUGACUGCCAACAUAAGGGGGUUUGAUGAUUCCAUAAGAAAAUUUGUGUGUCAUGUGAUAGCAGCAACAUACCAGACAAUACCUUCAGAUCUGUUGAAAGAGCUUCUAGGAGAUAUUCCAGAAGAUCAGGUCCAGCAGUGGAUUAACAAAUAUGGCUGGAAACUCCAGGAAGAUGGGAAUGUGUUCAUUGUCAAUCAGGAGGAGAACAUCAAAACGAAAAACAUCACAGAGACCAUUACAUUUGAAAGUGUUGCAGGCAUCAUGGCCCAUUGUCGAUGAUCAGAGAUUGAGACUUUUUAUUUAAAACUGUCACUGUCAUUAACCUCCUGUUUAUACUUGUACAUGUACAGUGUACAUGCAUGUGCAAUGUAAACAUUAUAUUUAAAAAAUAAAAACAUG